This is a messenger RNA of Condylostylus longicornis, 1087 nucleotides long. RefSeq lists its product as uncharacterized. The transcript is spliced from 5 exons. The record is from RefSeq and is a predicted model, not a curated record. The coding region runs from base 177 to 848 and encodes 223 amino acids. NCBI's taxonomy places the organism in Eukaryota, Metazoa, Arthropoda, Insecta, Diptera, Dolichopodidae.
ACUAAAUAGUAAACACAGCUGAGCUUGAGAGCAAUGUUUUUAUUAUAUCAAAGCAUUAAAUAAUAUAUUUGACAUCAGUCAUAUAAAAUUUAAAAUUAAAUAUAUAAAUGUUUUCUUUUCUAAAUGUAUAAUAGUUUACCUAAAUUGUUUUAUCAUUUCCUUAUUUAUUUUUAAGUAUGAGUUUGCGUAGGUUAAAAGAAAUUGAAUUUAUAACACCUGAAAAAGGGAAAAAACAUAGAAAGAAAAUAUAUCAAGAAACCUGGGAGAGCGAAUUUGAAUGGCUGAACAAAAGCAAAAAAGGAGAUUUUUAUUAUUUUUGUACCAUCUGUAAUUACAACGGAACUGCGGGUAGAAGCGAAGUACAAAGGCAUUCUAAAAGUAAACGGCAUAUAGCAGCAACAUUCAGUUCGAAAACACAAUCUAGUUUAUUUUCAUCUAUUACAGAAAACAAUUUGCCACAAAUUGAUGUUAAAGAGACUGUGCCUUUCGAGGAAAAAGGUUCUUACGAUAAUGAUGAACAUGUAACUGAAGAACAAUAUACUUUGCCUUUCGAGGAAAAAGGUUCUUACGAUGAAAAUGAUGGACACGUAGCUGAAGAACAAUUUAAAACCCAGAAUAAACUGUUGGAAAAACAAGCACAAAUUUCAGCUCUAGAGGUUCUUACGCUAGCAACAAAUUUUGUGACUGAACAAUUAAAAUUAAAGGAAGUAUCAAAGGAGAAAGAAUUCUGCAACUAUUUAUGCAGUCAAUUGAAGAAAAUUAAAUCGGAAAAUAUAUUUGAGGACUUAAAAAUGGAAAUAUUGCAAUUGGUAUACAAUAAAAUAAAAGAGGAAAGAGAAACUAAAUGAAUUCUUUCAUUUGAAUCUGAAUGAACAAUUAAUUCAACCGGAAGAGAAUUUUUACGUUGAACAAUAAUUCAUGGAACAAAUUAUAACGUCGAUAUAAUCGUAAGAAUUCACUUGUAUUUCCAAUACGCUUUCUGGAUUCCAUUGGGGGUCAUUUUCCUGACUAAAUUAAAUGAAAUAUCUUAUUUUAGAAUUUGUAUAAUUAAUUUUUUAAUAAAAAACUAUAUUUAAAAUUUUCUAAA